CAUGUGUCACUGUCAUGUGUAAGCUCACAAAGCUCAGGACACAAUCAUGAAGUACUUCAUCCUGUUGGCUCUCUUUGCUGCAGCUUAUGCUGCUCCCAUUGAGGAUGACAAGAUCGUCGGAGGCUACGAGUGCAGGAAGAACUCUGUGGCCUACAUUGCGUCUCUGAACGUCGGCUACCACUUCUGUGGAGGCUCCCUGAUCUCCAGCACCUGGGUGGUGUCUGCUGCUCACUGCUACCAGUCUCGCAUCAACGUGAGACUCGGAGAGCACAACAUUGCUGUGAGCGAGGGAACCGAAAAAGGCUUUGGAAAGGUUUCCUCAGUGUCCUUGAGCAUUCUGAUAGCAGAGYGGUCCGGUGGGUUUAAAUAG
Messenger RNA from Austrofundulus limnaeus, 370 nucleotides. Its product is annotated as trypsin-3-like. Bases 47 to 370 code for a protein of 107 amino acids. The record is from RefSeq and is a predicted model, not a curated record. Gene Ontology annotation, biological process: proteolysis. The transcript has 4 exons. Lineage: Eukaryota; Metazoa; Chordata; Actinopteri; Cyprinodontiformes; Rivulidae. Gene Ontology annotation, molecular function: serine-type endopeptidase activity.